Penicillium coprophilum is the source of this 456-nucleotide messenger RNA. Its product is annotated as LysM peptidoglycan-binding domain-containing protein. The coding region runs from base 1 to 456 and encodes 151 amino acids. NCBI's taxonomy places the organism in Eukaryota, Fungi, Ascomycota, Eurotiomycetes, Eurotiales, Aspergillaceae. The transcript has a single exon. The record is from RefSeq and is a predicted model, not a curated record.
AUGAAUUCUAUCCGUAUCCUUCUCUCCCUGCUGCUUGUCCAUAUUGCAGCAGCCCAUUUUGGGCAUGCCGCUGAAAAUUCUCAUAGUCAUUCACUCCCCAAGCGCGCUGCAUUCGCGCCGGGUGGUGAUGGUGUCUGCCACACCUAUAUAAUUCAGGAGGGUGAAACCUGCGCAAAGCUUGCUGAGCGCUAUCAAAUUACGACCAGCAAUAUCGAGACUUGGAAUACUGGGGCCUGGGGCUGGUCGGGGUGUGCCAAUAUCAAGCAAGGCGAUUUUGUGUGUCUCAGCUCCGGUACCUUUCCUAUGCCGGUUGCUCUCCCACGUGCUAUCUGCGGUCCUCAGGUUCCCGGGACAGGGCGCCCUGGCAAAUAUUCAGAUCUCGCCUCUCUAAAUCCAUGUCCUUCGAAUCAAUGCGUGAGUUCAGUAAUUAUCCAAAUUGCCCGUGAUCUCUUCUAA